Molecule: messenger RNA, 1427 nt
Organism: Desarmillaria tabescens
Lineage: Eukaryota; Fungi; Basidiomycota; Agaricomycetes; Agaricales; Physalacriaceae
Exons: 5
Coding region: 318-1265 (315 amino acids)
Source: RefSeq, a predicted model, not a curated record
UGAUGAAAUUACCAAGGGAAGAGAGAAAGCACUAGAGACGUCCGAUACGAUCAUGCAGGAACAAUGGUACAGAGAAUGAAACCGUCUUGUGAUGCCUGCCCUCUCUUAGCCAGAUAGAAAGUGUACCUCUAUCGCCACCAAUCAAGAAGCCUAGGUGAGGAAUUGCUGGAAAUAAACUAUGUCGUUUUUAUUGUAUUGAUGCAAUAAUAAAUACAGGUCCCUCGCCGAUGAUAGCGAACCAUGAGUAAAGCGGUCUUCAUCCGCGACUGGUAGAGCAUUUUCACGUCCAGAGCAGCUUGUAACGCGUGGGCGGCGACAUGUACGACGACGAGAACAGCAAUAUGGUGGUAAACGGUCAAAACGUAAAACGCGAGAUAAAAAGUUGUGCAUGUUUGGAACGAAAGGAAAAACCCAGUGUUCUGGUCUUCACUAUUAUGCCCGCCCAACCGGCUCCUUCUCAGGUUCCGGCUGACGUACCACAGAUGGCGCCGACUGACUGGGCACCACCCGAGAAGAAUGGUCGACGACGCAUCGUCAGACAACACCAAUGGGAGACGUACAACAACUUUGUUGAUGCUUGCUGUCACAGCGAACCCUUAUUCUGGUCCACGAUUCGUGACUUGACAGAUCCUAAGCCAACAAAGCCCGACGUGUCCCUCCAGGACCUUGCUGCUGAGUUUGAGAAGCAUGCGCACAUUCCUGAUGUUCUUCCACUGGAAUUGGAUGCAGUCGCUCUUGAACUGGCCGCCUUGGAAUGUAGCGUCAUCCCCUCUGUCACCAUUGACCGGACUCCCAAGCGUUCUUUUUCCCAACAUUUUAUUCUUGUGGAAGUUCGCAAAGUUUUCACGUUGCUUCGGGAUGAACCUUUCCGUGAAUGGAUGGAGGAUGAGGGCAUCCUCCCCGAUUCACAAAACGGAUUCCGACGCAGAUUCCAUGGUCUGAACAACCCAUUCAUACUGCGAUGCGCCAUAGAAACUGCUUUGGGUGCCGGAAAACCCUUGUAUGUUGUCCUUCCAGACCAUACCAACGCUUUCCCUUCCACCGAUCACUCUUCUUUAUGGGUCAUGAUGUAUAAACACGGUGCUGCUGAUCCUCUUUUCGACUGGCUCUGUACCAUGUACCCUGGGAUGAGGUACUGUGUAAAGAUGGGUAAUACACUCUCUACCCCGUUCAGAUCUGACAUCGGCAUUCUCGCUGGUGAUGGGACCCUCAAGCAUUUGGGAUUUCGUUGGGUCCGACUUCUGCCCUCGCCCCCACCCAGAUGACAUUUAUUGGUGACAGUUUAUGAUACAUUGGGCUUUGAUAGUACUCUGCAUCAGUAAGGAUUCCCCCGGUUGGCACGCAUAGAAACAAGAUGUAAAUAUUUAUUUGCAUAGCAUCUAAAAUUAUGAUCAGUCUACAGCGGUAGGCGACUGAUAAAGCAGCUU